Linum trigynum is the source of this 4154-nucleotide messenger RNA. NCBI's taxonomy places the organism in Eukaryota, Viridiplantae, Streptophyta, Magnoliopsida, Malpighiales, Linaceae. The record is from the annotation of a GenBank genome assembly.
GAAAAUCCGAAAGGAGGAAGAAGGAGAGGAAAGAUUUGUGAUAUUGGAAGGGAAGAGGGAAGCAGGUUUGGAAAAGAAUUAUGCUCCGAAUAUGCUUUAGAGCUCGACGAUACUACCGUCGCUUCCCUUCCCUUCGCUCUUUCUCCACCUCCUCUUCUCCGCCGCAGCCACAGUCUUCAAACAUUCCGGCCAAUGUCUCCAAUAGCUUGAAAUUCCCCACCUACGUUGCCCCGCCGCCGAUUCUCCAGCGGCAGGAUGAUCUCGCGAGGCCGUUCUCAACAAAUUCGGAUUCCAAAUCUUCUUCGUUUGGUCGUAAAUCGGCCCUCGCGUUGUCCGCAACGCUUGCCUCCGCGGCCGUUGCCUCGUACGCUUUGGUGCAUUCGGGUGGGGUGGAAUCGAAGCCUAAUCGGAACCCUAGCCCGCUCCGCGACCUGGUUGAGGCCGCUGUUCAUAGCUCCGACGAGUCCGUGAGGAGGAUUUUCCAUCGGUUCAAGCAGACCGGGGUUGCCGCCUCGGUUCUAUGGCAGUCGUUGAGGUCGGUGCUGUCCUCUGCCAACCACGAGGUGAGGGUCGGGUUCGCGUCCAGAGUGGCGUCUUUUCUGGCCGACAUUGCCGCCGCGAAUUCUGCUCGCCGGGCGGCUUUGGUCGGGGCUGGUGGCGGGGCGGUGGUCGAUUGGUUGCUGGAGACGGUGGCGGUUAAUGGUUCCGAUGGUGCGGGAACUCAGGCUGAGGCUGCCAGGGCGCUUGCUUACCUGAUUGCCGAUCCUGAUGUUUCCGGCGUCGUGCUUGGAAGGCCUAAUGCUGUUCCCUAUUUGCUGCGAUUUAUUUUCUCUUGCCAGCCAAACAAGAAGCAUUCAAGACGUAGUUCACUGGGAGUUUCUGACUCCUUAAAAGGUAGGAGCAUGCUUGUGGCUGCCAUAAUGGACAUUGUAACAUCCAACUGCGAUGAUGUAGAAGAACUCUCUUUCAGGCCAGCAUUGUCUGCAAAUGCAGCGUUGAGGGAUAUUGCUGCAGCAAUUGAAGUUAUUGAAGAAGGUGGCUUGCAUUUGGACAAGCACGGGGAUAACGAGGAUGGAAAAGAUGGUGGAAGUGGGAUUAAAGGUAUUGGGAUUAGGAUUCUGGAUGGGACAACUGUCUUAGGGCUUACGAGGACUAAUGGACUUGCGGAAUUGGAGCAUCCUGAUUCUAGUCAAGCGGAUUCACCUGUCCGUACUCCUAAAGCGCUAGCUUUGUUACACAAGCAUGAUAAUUUACAAGCAAAAUCAAAUGUGGCUUCUGUGGUUGUCCCUGGACUGUGGGAUGAUCUACAUUGUGAUCAUGUUGCAGUGCCUUUUGCUGCAUGGGCAUUAGCGAAUUGGGCCAUGGCGUCCGAGGUAAAUAGAUCUCAUAUUCAUGAACUGGACCAAGAUGGUCAAGCUGUCAUGGCUGCUUUGUUGGCCCCUGAGAGAUCUGUAAAAUGGCAUGCAAGUUUGGUGGCUCGAUUGUUGCUAGAGGACCGGAAUCUCCCAUUAAAUGGUGCUAUUUCUGACUGGAGCUCCUCGCUUCUCACCACGAUUUCUCAUGCUAGUAAAAAUGAAGACAUACCCUUGUGCCAGGUGGCUCUUUCUGCCUUUUUGCUUUCUGUUGAGAGAAGUCCCAGGGCGAGAAAGCAAGUGGCAGAUAGGGGUCUUCCACUGAUGAGGGAUAUAGUUAAGCAGACCAAGAAACACAAUCAGGUGCAAGAGUCAUUGGCCAAGGCUUUGGAGUUGUUUUCGACUGGUGAUCUGCACUUAUCUCUUGAAGAAAGUCAAAGGUGGUCUGGUAUUAUGCUGCCCUGGGUUUUUGGUAAAUCCUCCUCUGAUGCUAUGCGAGCUUCAGCAACAAAAUUCCUUUCACGCAUUCUCGAAGAACAUGGGCCAUCUUCUAUUCCAAUUUCUCAAGGUUGGCUAGCUGUUAUGCUUAAUGAAGCUCUCAGUUGUAGUAAUGCUUCAAGUACAAAGAGAGGCUCUCAGCCUAAAAGUGGCAAAGUGAAGACCCAAGUGGAUCAGUCCAAUGUUGUUGUUGCUACACAAACAGCGAAUCAGUUGGCAGUUGCUGUUGUUAAUCGCGCAGCCAUUCAGCAAGGAACCACAGAGUCAAUUGAUGCUUUUCCACUGUCAGAUCUUCUUUCCCUGGAACCUUUUGUUGGACCACGGAAAAGUUUGAAGAAAGAUACAGUGCCUAAGCUUAACGUGGCAGAUUCCGCUGAGGCAACUCUUAAGGGAAUCAAAGCAUUGGCUGAGAUUUGUUAUGAAGAUCCUUUGUGCCAGGAAAAAAUGGUGGAUUUUGGGGUAUUGUGCUUGCUGAGACGAUUUCUAUUGUCUGAUGAUUAUGAGAAGUUGGCUGCAAUUGAAACUUAUGAUGCAUCUAGAGCCCUUGAGAUGACAAAACAACAUGCUUCAAAUGCUACUAAUGAGGAGUCCAAGGCAAAUGGUAAUAAUAGUUCAUCAAGUGUUCAAAUGCCACCGACAGCUCACAUGCGAAGGCAUGCAGCAAGGUUGUUAACCAUCCUUUCACCCCUUCAUAAUGUCCAAAAGGCUAUUAUGGCUGAUAAAGCUUUGUGUAAUUGGCUUGAAGACUGUGCAGAAGGAAAGAUCCCUGGUUGUGGUGAUGCAAAAAUACAAAGCUAUGCAAGAGCGACACUCUUGAAUGUGUUCUGUAAUUACCAUGCUGCUGGUAAUGAGAGUAAAAAUACUAAAGGUCCUGAAACUGGAGCUACACAUAGAAAACAUCCGUGUCCUAUCUAUGAUGAUAUGAUGUUUUUGGUUCGUCCUGAUCUUCCCCAUUGGAAGCGUUGUGAAAAGAUGGAUUAUGAGACAGCUCAGGGGGGUAAAGAUGCUACAUCUGAGAGAGAUUCAGUGAGACAUGGUUCAAGGGCAGAUGAUGGUGCUGAUUACAACCAUGAAUCCUAUGAUGGUAGUGAGUCAGAGGCUCCAGAAAUAGAUGUUAUCUUUGUUCAUGGUCUGCGAGGUGGGCCUUAUAAGAGCUGGCGAAUUUCUGAGGAUAAGGCCUCGACUAAGUCUGGUUUGGUGGAGAAGAUUGACGAGGAAGCAGGAAAACUUGGAACCUUUUGGCCUGGUGAAUGGCUUUCAGCUGAUGUGCCUAAAGCUAGACUAUUUACACUCAGAUACAAGACAAAUCUUACUCAAUGGUCUGGUGCUACUCUGCCUCUACAGGAAGUUAGCUCCAUGAUGUUAGAGAAACUUGUUACUGCAGGCAUUGGCAACCGUCCUGUUGUGUUUGUGACUCACAGCAUGGGAGGCCUUGUUGUCAAGCAGAUACUGCAUAAAGCAAAGGCAGAAAAUAUCAAUAACCUUGUGAACAACACAGUUGGAAUUGUUUUCUAUAGCUGUCCCCAUUUCGGAAGCAAGCUAGCAGAUAUGCCUUGGCGAAUGGGUUAUGUACUGCGCCCUGCUCCAAGUAUAGGGGAGCUAAGAAGUGGGUCUCCAAGGUUGGUACAGCUUAAUGACUUCCUUCGGCAAAGACACAGGAAAAGAUUGCUUGACGUACUCAGCUUUUGUGAGACCAAAGUAACUCCUAUAGUCGAAGGCUACGGCGGUUGGGCCUUCCGAGCAGAGAUUGUACCUAUAGAAUCGGCAUACCCUGGAUUUGGCGAACUUGUUGUGUUGGAGUCAACAGACCAUAUAAACUCAUGUAAGCCCAUGAGCCGCAACGAUCCUUCAUACACAGAGAUACUAAAGUUCCUGCAGAAGAUCAAGUCUCAUCAUUCCUGAAGCAAAUGGGUUUUCCUGGGAAAUGUGAAUAUAUUGCUUCUAACUUAGAUCUGAUGAUGGUAACACAGAUUGUGAAGAGUUGCUAACCUCCUUUCGUUUGUAUUUUGUUCGAUCAUUCUGUCGUAAUGGUAGAGAAAGUUCGGGUGCAUUGUACAGCAGCUCUGGUCUAAAAUUUCCCCCCAUAUGUACCCUCAUAUAUGUACAUAGAGAAGAGUUAUGGUUUCAGAAUCGGUGAGGGUCUCUGCACAUAUUGUACAUUGAGGUUAAAGCAAUAGAGUAAUGGCUAGCAGUUCAGUUUGUAAAUUUUUGUUCCCACGGCUGCUUUUGAUAGGCUUGGAGAUCUUGUGAUAAUACUUAGCAUGGAAUUCAUCAUGAAUUUGUAAAUUAAGACUUUGUUUCAUG